Messenger RNA from Pangasianodon hypophthalmus (striped catfish), 1924 nucleotides. RefSeq names its product polycomb group ring finger 5b (gene pcgf5b). Lineage: Eukaryota; Metazoa; Chordata; Actinopteri; Siluriformes; Pangasiidae. Gene Ontology annotation, cellular component: PRC1 complex. Bases 487 to 1194 code for a protein of 235 amino acids. Gene Ontology annotation, biological process: regulation of transcription by RNA polymerase II. The record is from RefSeq and is a predicted model, not a curated record. The transcript has 10 exons.
AUCAUCAUCAUCAUCCGCGCACACACACACACACACACACACACACGCUGAGCAGUUCCGCCUUCUCCCCGCCGACUUUUCCGCAUGUCACAUUUACAGCACAAGCUCGCUAAAUUACUGCGCAGCACCAUGAAGCAGGACUCGUGAUUUGACAAGUUAAAGGGGACUAAAAUGCUUGCAACUCCUGGUUUAGCGGACAAUUGAUUCACACUUUGCAAGGAAUAAUAUGAGUAUUAGCCUCUAACCAUACCCUACAAGGUGGACUAACAAGGUAUCUUACAGAUAUCAAAGGAGCACGAUGACAAAAAGGCAGCACACAUGAUACACGAUGUCACCAAAGGCCGAACAUGCCAGGACGUAAGGGCAAGGCGCUCUGCGGCAGAGCCGUGCACUGAGCUCUACCCUCAGCUGUUCACUCCAUAGAUCUUCCACACCCCACACAUAAUCUCCAAAAUCCCUCCACCUGCCCGACAGCAAGAGGUGAAAAUGGCCACUCAGAGGAAGCACUUAGUCAAGGAGUUCAACCACUUCAUCACUUGUUAUGUGUGUAAGGGCUACCUGAUCAAGCCCACCACCGUGACAGAGUGCCUGCAUACCUUUUGUAAAAGUUGCAUCGUCCAGCAUUUUGAAGACAGCAACGAAUGUCCGAAAUGUGGUAUCCAAGUCCAUGAAACAAACCCACUGGAAAUGUUAAGGUUGGACAACACAUUAGAAGAAAUCAUAUUCAAGCUUGUGCCUGGACUUCGGGAAAAGGAACAACAACAGGAGAUUGAAUUCUGGAAAAAGAAUAAGUCAAAAGAAAACAAUGAGGAUGACGGCCCAGAGUGUAAGAGGAUGAAGGUGGAUGAGGACAUUGAUGAUGGAGGGGAUGGAAACUACCACAGGAACGACCCACAGAUUGCAAUCUGCCUGGACUGUCUGCGCAACAACGGCCAGAUAGGAGAGAACAUAGUUAAGGGCUUAAUGAAGAAAUUUAUUCGCUGCUCAACUCGUGUCACUGUAGGAACAAUCAAGAAGUUCUUAAGUCUAAAGUUAAAGCUUCCAAGUUCUUAUGAGCUAGACGUCCUAUGCAACGGAGAGAUUAUGGGAAAAGAUCACACCAUGGAGUUCAUAUACAUGACGAGGUGGAGGCUUCGAGGUGAAAAUGCCUACCCAAUGGUACUGGAAUAUCGUCCUCGUAUUGACUUUGGCUAACCCGGUUGAGGCCCCUGCACUUUUCUUGGCCCAGCAAAAGACGGAACAGUGAAUGGAUAUGCUGCAAAGGAGGGACUUAAUCACACCAUAGUUUUUCAUUCAUUCGAGUUCUUUCUUUCAUAUUUCCUUAUAUGUUCUAAAACUUCCUCAUUCAUCAGACUUCUCGUCACAGCCUGGACUGUAGCUGUCUGAACGCGUGUGUAAUCCCACCCUACCUUGGCAUGUGUGCGUCGUUCCGUUUGUUGGUCUACCAGAAGAACUGUUCUAUGGACCCAAGGAAAUUCACAUGCCAUGAGAUAAUUGCUCAACAAGUGUGUUCAAUUAUCAUGACAGCUUUUUUUGUAUCAGUAGUUAAAGUAGUGCCUUUUCUGAACAUCCUGUUUUUGCUGAUCUCAAGAGCCUUUUUUAAUCAUAGCCAGUAAGGAAAUACACAAUAGCGUCUUAUCAGUUCCAAGCAUCCUUUGUUAUUAUUAAAAUAAGCUACAUGUUUUUCUGUCUUUAACUGAACCAUAAAGGACAGCAGGGUAUACGGUGGCCCGACAUUUGUUCCAACAACGUCUUUGUACAUAGAAGGAAGCCUUACUAGGAGCAGUGAGGAAAGCACUGAAAUCUUGCACUAGAUUUACUGAUGAAACGCUGCUUUGUUAAAAGUGAAUCUGGAUCCUGGAAAUCCACAUGUAUUAAAAGUGCUUGCAAAUGUACAAAAUAAAUAUCUAUAUUAUUUUAAAUA